This is a messenger RNA of Didymosphaeria variabile, 1617 nucleotides long. RefSeq lists its product as uncharacterized. The record is from RefSeq and is a predicted model, not a curated record. The transcript has a single exon. The coding region runs from base 1 to 1617 and encodes 538 amino acids. NCBI's taxonomy places the organism in Eukaryota, Fungi, Ascomycota, Dothideomycetes, Pleosporales, Didymosphaeriaceae.
AUGACCAACCAUACAGAGCUGAACACACUUGUACCUUGGCAGAGCGGCCCCAAAACGCGCGGUGGGUUGAGCAUAGUAUGGACCUGUUUGGCCCUCAUCGUUACGUGUACCUGGACAACACUGCAUCUCAAUGUGCCGGGACGGGACGAUACUUCUACGACACAACUCCUACGCAAGGUCAAAUGGAUGCUCAUCAUGGUCAUAUUUCCGGAACUCGUCUUUGCGCGCGCCGUGGUCGAAUUGAAGAUGGCGCUCGAUGAUUACUUCGAGAUGGCUGGCCAGACAGAAAAGCUACAGCGCGUAGGUUGGUGUGUGCAUCCUAGCACGUCAGUCCGUUGGAUCCAGCGAAUUCUGGGAGGGGUCCAGAUGCCUUCACCGAUAGUGCAAGAAUCUGACGUGAUCGACAACGUAGACGAUGGUCGAUCGUAUCAUGCUCCAGUCACGAUCGACAACACCGAUGCUCCGACCGCGAGCGGCAGCCUUGCUACGAGAUACAACUUUCCCUACGAACGAAACUGCUACCGUGAGAUGUGUGACGGUCUUGCUGAGGAAGAACCCGCAUGGGACGAAGUCACCUCCGCAGAGAAACCAAGAUAUACCGAGGCAGAGUUCAGUUCCGCUGGCAAAAACUGCAGCGAACAUCGUUGUUAUAGAUGGACCCUGACUCACACGAUCUUCGCAAACAUGGGUGGCUUGACGUCGCCGAUGAACAACGGCUCUGAAGUUUUGUACACGGGAAGGCACCUAGCGUGGGGAAACCCGGGUCGUACAGACAUACUGAGAAAAAACCAUUUCACGGAAGACGACAUAAAUGACAAGAGUAAAGGAGAUGCUUUCGUGCGGGCUUUAUGGGUGCUACAAAUUGCACGGUUACUCAUGGACCUGAUCGCAAGGACAUACCAGAAAUACCCGAUAACGCCUUUUGAGAUCAUCACUGCUUCUUUCGCCGCUUUAUCGUUUAUAGCAGUCAUCAUCCAGUCCAAGAAGCCGUUGGAUGUGCGCAAGCCAAUCUGUUUACGACCCCAGGACGAAAAACCAGACUAUGAUUCCAGGGGUUUUUCGAGCGAGUGGAGCGGCUGGACAAGCUUCACGAAAAAAUUCCUCUCACGAGAACUUGCCGACUAUUUCCACUCUGAGCCCAAACGAAUCAUGAACGAUCAUUAUCGCAAUGAGUUUGAAACUUUACUAUUGUCUAUGCUCACAGGCUCGACGAUAAUUUUCGGUCUGAUACAUUGUGGUGCAUGGAACUACGCGUUCCCUUCAGUUAUCGAAAAGUGGAUGUGGAGAGCUGGAGCUCUUUCAGGGUUGGCGCUUCCUCUACUAGUACUCACUUUUACGGUACUUCUUCAUCCGGUAACGUUCAAGCUGUCUGUAGAGCACUCCACCCUCUCACAAGAGCAAUACAAGAAAGUCGAGUGGUUUUCACAACUUCUCAUGGAAAGUAUCCCAGGUUACAAAAUGCAUGUCCGGCUCUUCGACUUCAUGCAGUACGGGUUGUUGGCGCUGCAUCUUGUCUCCAGGAUCGCUUUGAUUGUCAUCGCUCUGGCAAGCUUUCGGUCUGCACCACAAGGAGUAUAUGUCGCCACAUGGGCCUCUUUCAUACCUACUGUACAGUGA